UUGAAUUUGCAACCUUAAAUGUAGGGCAAAAACACAACACAAGAGUAUAUUUUGCAACCCUUGCUUACACUGAGUAGUAAUUAUUCAAAUAAGCCUGUGCUGAAUACUUAUGUACGUAAAUAUUCACAUGUAACUCAGUUUGUAGUUUCGUGAUAAAGCAACAGAAGCUCCAUCAGAAAAAACAGGGUAAGGAGUUCUCCUUUUCUUCUUCCUUCUGUCUGCACUGUUUCUGCUCUCUACCCAGAGCAGCUCAUGUUGCCUGUUCACUUACCCCACUGCAGCCAUUUGCAGGGACACAGUAUGACCUUGAUCAGCAAACUUAUCUGAAUUAAUUUAAAUGAAGGAGGAAAAAAUAUUCUGAAAGACUUACAUAUUUGAGUCAGAAUUACAAGGCACCACCUGUGUAUUUAAAAUCGACAUUUUGAUACUUUUAAAAAUUGAAUUAGUGAAUAAUGUAUAAUUUUUAUUAAUGUACUGCCCCAGAAUAUAAGUUUUCAAUGUUAAAUAUACAGAUCUGGAAUUGCUACUGGUUUGAAUUGAUGUGUCCCAAAUCUGAAAAAAGCUAUUGUGCAGGAUGCAUGAAACCCAAGUCAGAAAGCUGAGGAUGUUGACUUGUUAGAAUGGGCAUCUUGAAUGCUCAUCAGCUUAGUAUAAGACUUUGCACUAAAGGACCCAAAUUCCUGGGGAAAUGAUAGUAUUACUAAUGAGCUGUUGAAACUCAGAAAACAGUUACACCUUGAUUUUAUUUUUGUUUUGAGCCACAAACAAAUGUUUCCUGUUGGUGUUUGUUUUAUGGCUGUUGUGGUGUGUGUUUUCCAGAGUGCCUUUUUUCUUGUGAACUCCUCCGUGACUAUGUGUGAUACAAAGCUUUGUGCCAUGAAAAGUGACAAUACCUUAUUAUAUUUGGAUCAGAGAAGCCCUGGUCAGAUUGGGAUGCACUUUCUCUUUUCUAUUUACUAGAACUUCCACUGGGACUUUCAUACAUUUAUUGAACUGUUCGAAUGUUGCAGGUGCUUACCAUCCAACCAGCUUACGGUGACUAAUUGUUUCAAUAAACAAACACAAUCCAGGAGCUGGGAGUGGGAACCAGAAGAUAUAUGGGAAUUGAUGUUCAAUGGCUAGAAAGAGAGCUGACAAGGGGCUGAAAUGAAUAUGACUACCAUCCUACAAGAGAUUUUGAUUAAAAGAUCACAGCAGAAGAAGAGGACUUCCCCCUUAAACUACAAAGAGAGGCUUUUUGUACUUACGAAGUCUAUGCUAACAUAUUAUGAAGGUCGAGCAGAGAAAAAGUACAGAAAAGGAUCUGUGGAUAUUUCAAGGAUUAAAUGUGUAGAAGUUGUAAAAAGUGAUGGUAUUAUUCCCUGUCAAAAUAAAUAUCCAUUUCAGGUUGUAUAUGACGCUAAUACGCUUUAUAUUUUUGCACCGAGCGCACAAAGCCGGGAUCAGUGGGUGAAGAACCUGAAAGAAGAAAUAAAGAACAACAGCAAUAUAAUGGUAAAAUAUCAUCCUAAAUUCUGGACAGAGGGAAUUUAUCAGUGCUGCAGACAGACAGAAAAAUUAGCUCCUGGCUGUGAAAAAUACAAUCUUUUUGAAAACAAUGUAAUGAGAUUGUCCUCUCCAAUGCCAGAAAAAAGUGUGCGAAGGCCUCCACCACCUGUUCCUCCAGUUGAAGAAAAUGGCAAUGAAGAGGAGGAGAUAGUGGUAGCAAUGUAUGACUUUGAGCCUACAGAACAUCAUGAUUUAAGAUUAGAGAAAGGUGAAGAAUAUACAGUGAUUGAGAAGAACGACAUUCAUUGGUGGAGGGCGAGAGACAAAUAUGGAAAACAAGGAUAUAUUCCAAGCAACUAUGUAACAGAAAAGAAGUCCAACAACCUUGAUCAAUAUGAGUGGUACAGCCGAAACCUGAACAGAAGCAAGGCAGAACAGCUCCUCAGAAAUGAGGAUAAAGAAGGUGGUUUUGUGGUGAGAGACUCCAGUCAGCCUGGCCUGUAUACAGUUUCCCUUUAUACAAAAUUUGGAGGGGAAGGCUCAUCAGGAGUAAGACACUAUCAUAUAAAAGAAACAGUAACAUCACCAAAGCAGUACUACCUGGCAGAAAAACAUCUCUUUAACUCCAUUCCAGACAUAAUUGAGUAUCAUCAACAUAAUGCAGCAGGUCUUGUUACCAGGCUGCGUUACCCAGUGACCCCAAAGAAGACGACAGCACCAACAACGGCAGGAUUCAGCUAUGAAAAAUGGGAAAUUAAUCCCUCGGAACUGACUUUCAUGAGAGAACUGGGGAGUGGUCUGUUCGGAGUCGUGCGCCUUGGGAAAUGGAGGGCACAGUAUAAAGUGGCCAUCAAGGCAAUACGGGAAGGGGCAAUGUACGAAGAGGAUUUCAUUGAAGAAGCUAAAGUAAUGAUGAAGUUAACACAUCCUAAAUUAGUUCAGCUGUAUGGUGUGUGCACACAACAGAGACCCAUUUACAUCGUGACUGAGUUCAUGGAGCAUGGCUGCCUUCUCAAUUACCUGAGACAAAAACGGGGAGUUUUGAGUAAAGACAUCCUGCUCACUAUGUGCCAAGAUGUAUGUGAGGGAAUGGAGUACUUGGAGAGAAACAGCUUUAUCCACAGAGACCUGGCUGCCAGGAACUGCUUAGUGAGUGACUCAGGAGUGGUCAAAGUGUCAGAUUUUGGAAUGACAAGGUAUGUCCUUGAUGACCAAUACACAAGCUCUUCAGGGGCUAAAUUUCCUGUGAAAUGGUGCCCCCCAGAAGUUUUUAAUUACAGCCGAUUCAGCAGCAAGUCAGAUGUCUGGUCGUUUGGUGUUUUAAUGUGGGAAGUAUUUACAGAAGGAAAAAUGCCCUUUGAAAAAAGCUCCAACUAUGAAGUGGUAACAAUGGUUAGCCAAGGACAUCGUUUGUAUCGGCCCAAACUAGCCUGUAAGCCGGUGUAUGAAAUGAUGAUGAUGUGCUGGCAGGAGAAACCAGAGGGACGCCCGACUUUUGAAGAGUUGCUUCGUGCGAUCAUUGAGAUUGCAGAGGGGGAAGAUGCUUUCUGAAGAAAGACAACAGCAGCAUAAGGACAGAAAAAAACCACUUUCCAGAGAUGGGGCUACAUAAUUUCUUUUAAAGAGCUUGAUCCUGUAAGCUGCUGGGUGUCGCUAAACAAUGUGGGGAACCUGUAACAUCUAAUCCACUCAAGCACAAAGGAGAGUUUUACAUGAUGUUGGGAAAUGAGCACAGUGUCUUCAGCAAUAUUAACAAUCUCUAUAUUUUCUCUGAAAAGUCAGCAUUGCUUAGCUGGCAAGUUGAACUCUUCAUGGAGGGAGACAAUGUGACCAAAGGUCAGGAGCCUCACUUGCAUUUAGUGGGUAGGUUUCAUGUACAUACAGUCCACGUUUCUGAGUUUCUCUUUACACAGACAGUAGUAUUAGUAGUGAUUUGCAUGCUUAAAAAUGGAAGGUAUCCAUAAAUUACUAUUUACUGACAUUGAAAAAUUUCCAGAGAUUCUCCAGAAACAUUAUUUUUCUCAGUUGAUGGGUGUUUUAUAGCACAUCAAGAAGAUAAAACAUGUCUCUUUCAUUUGCACAUAGUAGGUUGUUGCCAGCACAGUCUUCAGUUUAGUGUAACACUCUAAAAGCCUUGCUUCAGAACUGAGCCGUGAUAUUCCAAAGUCAUUCUAAGCUGUUUGGUGAACCAGAGACCUCCCAUGGUUAGUCUUGAUGUCACUAAUGAAAACUAAGUCCAAGACUCAGCACAACUGGCUGUCAGUGUACCAUAGUACCAAGUUUUGAAUUAAUUAUAAAAUAAUUUAUAUGCUGUAUGUAAUGUAAAUAUAUAAAUUCAAUGCAUUUAUUUAUAUAAAGUGGGGGGGGUUGUCUUGAAAUUUGACCUACCCUCACUUGAAUACACAACUCUAUAUGUGGGAUUGUAAAUGAAACAAAGUAAAUUUUCAAGUGUGUUUAAGGAGAACUCUUCUGUCAUCUGUACAUAGAGUGAUCUAACCCUUCUGUUCAUAACAAAAAAAUGUCAUACUACACAUGUAAAUAAACUGAAUGUUAACUAUU
Pseudopipra pipra is the source of this 4047-nucleotide messenger RNA. It is a transcript of the gene TEC, whose product is annotated as tec protein tyrosine kinase. The transcript is spliced from 18 exons. NCBI's taxonomy places the organism in Eukaryota, Metazoa, Chordata, Aves, Passeriformes, Pipridae. Gene Ontology annotation, biological process: T cell receptor signaling pathway; adaptive immune response; regulation of platelet activation. The record is from RefSeq and is a predicted model, not a curated record. The coding region runs from base 1147 to 3039 and encodes 630 amino acids. Gene Ontology annotation, cellular component: plasma membrane. Gene Ontology annotation, molecular function: ATP binding; protein binding; non-membrane spanning protein tyrosine kinase activity.